UACACCAAUAGUCAUUCUCAACAUUCUACACACCUGGACUAUCGACAUCUACAAACAUAUGUAUUCUGGUUCAUACCACCUUUCCCUUCUGUGACAUGUUAAUCGCUCCAAAGAAUUCCGGAUCCUGGAUUGUGCAAUCCGUUUUGUAGAAAUUAAAUUCUUACCAACUGUGCAAGCGGCUGCGAUUUUGAACUCUGCUUAUGGCGAUUUCAUAAAAUCUCGUUCGUACAUACUUGGUACCUGUUACAUUACUAAAAGUCAAAAGUUCUGGCACCUGUCGAUAAUUAUUAGAGUUUAUUUUCUUGACGAAAUAAACUUUUGGAUGGCUUUGCCAAAUUUAGGACAUAAGCGUUCAUAAACAUGACGAAUAUAUUUUACAUUUUUGGAAAGCUCUUGAGGAAGGGUUAUGUUAUGCAAGUCGAAGAACGUUUUACGGCCUAAAAACACAUCGUGCUGAUAAGAUAGACAAUAACUAAAGGAUUUGGAAGGAAUGUUACUUCCAAUAGUUGAAAUUAUUUGGUACAUUGUCAUCAUUCAUCUGCGUACCGCAAAGUGCUUUCCUGAAAAUGCCAUUGGUCAAAAAUACACUCUAACAAAGACAGCUUCCGGUUAUCAAUUAGUCCCUGAAAGUAACGACAAGAACGCGUCGAGCAUCCCUGUAACAUCGGGAAAUGCCGCCGAUAUUCAGUCUGUUCCAUCAAAUGUUGAACAAAAGACAAAUCUUCAAACCGAUCAAGAUUUAGGCGGUAUGACGUCAUCAAAGUUUCCCGCGCCUUCUCUGCCGGAUCAAACACAAAUCGACAAAUUGAUAAACUUAUUGAAAGAAAAUGGAGAUCGUGAACAUCCGGAUGACAAAAGUCUUGUUACAUUGGCACUUGAUAAUGGUGAUGGGUCUAAUGGAAAACCUGGAUUAAAGGGACCACGUGGUUCGCCGGGUCCUCCUGGGAUACCAGGCCCUCCGGGUUUAAGGGGUGAACCAGGAGCAUGUUUGCUACCAGCGGAGUUUCGCUGCGAUGUAAACAAAUUGAUUAAGCUGUUGUCACGUGUCGACGAGUUGGAAAAAAACUGCGCCAAGUUAAAGGAUAAGAUAGGAUAGCAAUGGACUAAUGUGAGUGUUUUUUUUUUCUUGUCUUAAUAUGUAUUGUAGUUCAGAAUGCAAAAUCAAACUUUUCAUCUCUUAGAGAAAGAAAUUUGCCUCUAUUAUAGAGAACAUGACGUUAACAUUGACGGCCAUUGUAAAAGGAAAGUAAAUUUUAAAAAUUGACGGUUUCCAAACCUUUUAUUCGUAAAAAAUCUAUCAAUUUUAAAUGUGAUAAUUAUUUAAUUGUGACUUUCAAAAGUUUUCCAAGACGCGGUAAAAUACCGAGAACAUCUCGCGUAAAUAAACAUUUUUGUACAAACGAA
This is a messenger RNA of Xenia sp. Carnegie-2017, 1404 nucleotides long. RefSeq names its product collagen alpha-1(X) chain-like. Bases 491 to 1096 code for a protein of 201 amino acids. The record is from RefSeq and is a predicted model, not a curated record. Lineage: Eukaryota; Metazoa; Cnidaria; Anthozoa; Malacalcyonacea; Xeniidae. The transcript has 7 exons.